Messenger RNA from Exophiala bonariae, 2367 nucleotides. RefSeq lists its product as uncharacterized. Gene Ontology annotation, cellular component: early endosome; Golgi apparatus; plasma membrane. Gene Ontology annotation, biological process: chloride transport; transmembrane transport. Gene Ontology annotation, molecular function: voltage-gated chloride channel activity. NCBI's taxonomy places the organism in Eukaryota, Fungi, Ascomycota, Eurotiomycetes, Chaetothyriales, Herpotrichiellaceae. The transcript has 2 exons. Bases 1 to 2367 code for a protein of 788 amino acids. The record is from RefSeq and is a predicted model, not a curated record.
AUGGCCACCGAUGAAGAGCACGCCGUCGAGAGAACACCUCUCUUGUUCCAGGAUCGGAGGCUGAGUUCCAUUGCUCAUGAAGCCGAUGCGGUGUCCGUUAUCUCCUCGCAUGUGAGCAAAGAAGAGCAAGUCUUGGCAGAAACAGCUGUUGGUGAACGUCUACCCUAUAAUGACUACACGACGAUUGACUGGCUACACGACCUUGUCAAAGACUCAUAUCGCCACCGUUCCAUACACGGGGGAAAUGGUCUUCGGGAUUCGCUGGCAUCGGCGUUCGACUCGUGUCAGGGCUGGAUUGCCGCGGCGCUCAUAGGCACGUUAACUGCUUGUGUGGCUUUCCUGGUGGAUAUUGCUGUCGCGACAGUCAGCGACUGGAAGACCGGAUACUGCAGAACCAAUAUUUUCGCAAGCAGGGAAUUCUGCUGUUCGAAGUCCACGUCACCCUUCAAUUCCCUGGAUGAGGCUGGAGAAACUUGUCCUGCAUGGAGAAACUGGUCCAACAACUACUGGUAUGGGUUUGGGGUAUACGUCGCAUUCGCUCUUCUCUUCGGGAUUAUCAGCGGUACUGUGACACUUACGACGAAAAGAGCACUCCCAGCGACUGCGCCGGGUUCCGGAGAUAGGGGCCCGCUACAAAAACAGCCCAAUGCGGGCGACGAUGCUUUGGAUGGUGAUAUAUCCCCAGCCCCAAUGGGCAAAUCAAUCUACAUGGCUGCUGGCAGUGGUAUUCCCGAAAUUAAGACCAUACUCUCAGGAUUUGUCAUUCCCCAUUUCCUCGAUUUCAAGGUUCUGGUGGUCAAGGCUGUUGGUUCUACGUUUGCGGUCUCCACUGGAAUGUGUCUGGGCAAGGAAGGCCCCUUCGUUCAUAUCUCCACCUGUGUCGCCUACCUUGUUGGCACUAGGUUUCCCAAAUACCGUGAGAAUGGACGAAAGUUGCGCGAGAUACUGGCCGCGGGCUGCUCCAGUGGGCUUUCAGUCGCUUUUGGAGCACCGAUUGGAGGGGUCCUUUUCUCUUAUGAGGAGAUUGCAACCUACUUCCCUCGAAAAGUGCUCUGGAGAGCUUUCAUUUGCUCGCUAUUCGCGGCCAUGACCCUCAAGGCUCUCAAUCCGACUGGUACGGGCAAACUCGUUCUGUUCGAAACCAACUACGGAACAACUUACCAACCAUAUCACUACGCUGUGUUCGUUGUUCUAGGAAUUGCUGGGGGCGUUUUUGGUGGUGUAUUUUGCAAGGCAAAUUUCUUCUGGUCGAGGAACUUCCGCAAAUAUAACAUUAUCAAGAACUACCCUGUCUUCGAGGUCUUCUUGGUGGUUCUUGCAACAGCCGUCUUGCAGUAUCCAAAUCCAUUGACACGCGAGCCUGGCGACAUUAUCAUUAAGAAUCUUCUCGUGGACUGCUCCGACGAUUCACGACUGAGCUAUGUGUGUGUUCAAGAACAAGAUCACGAACCGACCCCAAGUUACCUCGGUUGGUUACUGUACGGAACUCUCGUCAAGCUUGUCUUGACCAUUAUAACUUUUGGCAUUAAAGUGCCUUCGGGAAUCAUCAUUCCAGCACUGGAUGGAGGAGCCUUCUUUGGACGCUUUAUCGGUCAAGUCCCGUUUCUGGCGGACACCAUCUCACCAGGAAUUUUUGCCAUGGUCGGGGCAGGUGCCUUUCUUGCCGGAGUGAGUCGCAUGACAAUUUCAUUGGCAGUUAUCAUGUUCGAGCUCACAGGUGAGCUGGAGUUCAUUGUCCCGAAUAUGAUUGGAAUCAUGGUGGCGAAGUGGGUGGCUGACGCCUUGGAAAGCAAUGGAGUCUAUGACCUGGCGCAAACGGUGCUCGGACAUCCUUUCCUAGAUCUCGACCAUAGCAUGAAGCUGGUCCAAAGCGAAGCUUAUCUUGUGGAAGAACUGAUACCUCCUGCACAGACAAUGCAUGAAAUCACGGUAGACGUGCCGGACAGCGGGCUUGUUCCCCGAACUCUGUUGACGGAAAAGCUACAGCAGCUACGUCGUCGUGGUCUUAUGGAUGCCGGACUGGUAUUGGUACGGAUGACCAUGCUCCAAGGAUAUCUUGCUGAAGGGGAGCUCGAGUUUGGGCUCGAGACAGUCGGCCAAAAGUUUCCGGCCCAAGGCCUUGUCCGAUUGUUGCCUAGCACAUCCAGCCACGAACUGGUGCGACAUGAGGGCGAGUUUGACAUGUCUCAGUUUGUUGACCGGACACCAUUGUCCAUCUCAGCCAAAGCGCCAAUGGAAUAUGCGGUGGAGAUGUUUGGGAAGCUCGGAUUGCGCCAUCUCUGUGUAAUUGAGGACGGGAGUGGAAAACUAGUGGGUGUUAUUAUCAAGAAGCGAUUGGUCGUCUGGCUGGAGGGUUUGAAGCAUUGA